This is a messenger RNA of Euleptes europaea (tarantolino), 447 nucleotides long. It is a transcript of the gene ATOH7, whose product is annotated as atonal bHLH transcription factor 7. Lineage: Eukaryota; Metazoa; Chordata; Lepidosauria; Squamata; Sphaerodactylidae. Bases 1 to 447 code for a protein of 148 amino acids. Gene Ontology annotation, biological process: neural retina development; regulation of DNA-templated transcription. The transcript has a single exon. Gene Ontology annotation, molecular function: protein dimerization activity. The record is from RefSeq and is a predicted model, not a curated record.
AUGAAACCCUGCAAACUGAAUAAUAAUAUGGAGUCUGGCUUGGAAGCUGACCUGCAGUGCAGAGGCGGGUCGGUGUGCGCGGCCAAGUGUGGCUCCGAACGUAUGGAGAAUGCUGCCAAGCGGAGGCUGGCAGCGAACGCCAGGGAAAGGAGGAGGAUGCAAGGGCUCAACACUGCCUUCGACCGCCUGCGCAAAGUGGUCCCCCAGUGGGGGCAGGACAAGAAGCUCUCCAAGUACGAGACCCUGCAGAUGGCCCUGAGUUACAUCAUGGCCCUGACCAGGAUCCUUGCUGAAGCCGAGCGGUACAAUGCUGAGAAAGACUGGAUUAACUUCCACUGUGAGCACUUCCACCAGGAAAACUGCCACGCUUACCCAGGGCAGAAGAUGGCUGCGGAAGUUGACCCAUAUGCACAGAGACUUUUCAGCUUCCAGCCUGACAGCUACUAA